Molecule: messenger RNA, 1255 nt
Organism: Cebus imitator (Panamanian white-faced capuchin)
Lineage: Eukaryota; Metazoa; Chordata; Mammalia; Primates; Cebidae
Gene: DBX1
Product: developing brain homeobox 1
Exons: 4
Coding region: 153-1196 (347 amino acids)
Biological process (GO): regulation of transcription by RNA polymerase II; cell differentiation in spinal cord
Molecular function (GO): DNA-binding transcription factor activity, RNA polymerase II-specific; DNA binding
Source: RefSeq, a predicted model, not a curated record
GGAGGACUUGCAGACGCCCAAGUGGGAUCGUUACUUGGAGACGUUUGCUAAGCCCAAGAGAGAGGACACUGCAGGGGCGGGAGGGGCGGGAAACGAGGCGUUUACCCUCCGGCCACUGAAAGAAGGGUUAUUUCGCCCGCCCGACUCCUAUCAUGAUGUUCCCCGGGCUCCUCGCACCCCCCGCCGGGUACCCUAGCCUCCUGAGGCCCACCCCCACCUUGACGCUGCCCCAGUCCCUGCAGUCGGCAUUUUCCGGCCACUCCAGCUUCCUGGUGGAGGAUCUGAUCCGCAUCAGCCGGCCCCCCGCCUACCUGCCCCGCAGCGUGCCCACCGCCAGCAUGUCGCCGCCCAGGCAGGGGGCCCCCACGGCCCUCACCGACACGGGUGCCUCGGACCUGGGCUCCCCGGGUCCCGGCAGCCGGCGGGGCGGCUCUCCGCCAACUGCCAUCUCCCCUGCCAGCGAGCCCACGUUUCUGAAGUUUGGAGUGAACGCCAUUCUUUCCUCGGGGCCCAGAACAGAAACAUCCCCAGCCGUGCUUCACAGCGUCCCUCCCAAGACCUUCGCCUUUCCCUACUUCGAAGGGUCCUUUCAGCCUUUCAUCAGAUCUUCUUAUUUCCCAGCGUCCUCCAGCGUCGUGCCCAUCCCCGGGACCUUCUCCUGGCCGCUGGCCGCGCGCGGGAAGCCUCGGCGGGGCAUGCUGCGUCGAGCAGUCUUCUCGGACGUGCAGCGCAAGGCGCUGGAGAAGAUGUUCCAGAAGCAGAAGUACAUCAGCAAGCCCGACCGCAAGAAGUUGGCGGCCAAGUUGGGCCUGAAAGACUCGCAGGUGAAAAUCUGGUUCCAGAACCGACGCAUGAAAUGGCGGAACUCCAAGGAGCGCGAACUCCUGUCUAGCGGGGGCUGCCGCGAGCAGACCCUGCCCACCAAGCUCAAUCCGCACCCGGACCUCAGCGAUGUGGGCCAGAAGGGCCCUGGGGACGAAGAGGAGGAGGAUGAGGAGGAGGGCCGGGGCAGCCCCUGCCACCGCCUGGCCUACCACGCGUCGCCCGACCCCCCGCACCUGCGGGACCCGCGGCUACCAGGGCCGCUGCCCUUCUCGCCCGCGCCCUCGAGCAGCCCCGGGAAACCUUCAGACUUCUCAGACUCCGAGGAGGAGGAAGAGGGCGAGGAGGAGGAGGAGGAAAUCACCGUGUCCUAGAAGCCGCUCGCAGGCUCGAGUAUUGUUUCUAAGUGCUUUGAAAUUGAAGAGGUGGGGUC